Molecule: messenger RNA, 1581 nt
Organism: Aspergillus sclerotioniger CBS 115572
Lineage: Eukaryota; Fungi; Ascomycota; Eurotiomycetes; Eurotiales; Aspergillaceae
Product: putative MFS sugar transporter
Exons: 6
Coding region: 1-1581 (526 amino acids)
Biological process (GO): carbohydrate transport; transmembrane transport
Cellular component (GO): membrane
Molecular function (GO): carbohydrate:proton symporter activity
Source: RefSeq, a predicted model, not a curated record
AUGGGCUAUACAACGCUUUGGAAGCGGCUUUCUCCGCGACAGCUGAACCUAGCCAUCCAGAUAUUUUCUCUAAUUGCUAUAUUCUUCGAAGGGUAUGAUCAGGGUGUUAUGGGGGGCGUGAAUGCCUCGCCCAGAUAUGUCACCGAAGUUGGCAUAGGUCGGAGUGAUGGAACUGUGACGGACACGACGCAUGAAGGGGGGAUCGUGAGCGUCUACUACCUGGGAUGUAUCUUUGGCUGCUUUGCUGGUGGAUGGUUGGCGGAUCGUGUUGGUCGAAUUAAUGGCUUGUUUGUUGGAGCUCUGUUUGCUCUGGUUGGGGGUGCUUUGCAGGCUGCGGCGCAGAGCUCGGACUUUAUGUUGGUUGCUAGGGUAGUCACUGGUAUUGGGACGGGAGGUUUAGCUGGCAUUACUCCGGUGUUGGUGUCUGAGACUUCUGCGGCUGAUCGUCGAGGGGGGUUCCUUGGGUAUAUCUUUAUUGCUAAUUAUCUCGGCAUUUCAGUUGCCUACUGGCUAUCGUUUGGCCUGGCGUUUGUCGAUCACGGUGACUCGGAUGUUCGAUGGCGGUUUCUGUUGGCGCUUCAAUGCAUCCCUGCCAUAUUUCUCAUCGUAUUUAUCAAAGUCCUGCCAGAUAGUCCGCGUUAUCUUGCCUCUGUUGGACGUCAUGAUGAGUCCCGUGAGCUUCUAUACCGCAUAAGGAGCCAUAUAGCUAGUAAGGAGACCAUCGACAGAGAAUACGCCGAGAUUGUCGCCAUGACACGGCACAGCAAGCCAAGCUCUCCUGUUGAGUUUUUGAAGAUCCUUUCUGGCAGAAGUGGAAGACCAGGUUCUAGUCUUGGUCGACGUGCCUGGUUGUGUCUUUUUCUCCAAAUCAUGGCAUCUUGGACUGGAAUCACGGCAGUUACUGCGUACUCCCCUGUCCUCCUCAGCCAAGCUGGAUAUAGCGAGAUCAAACAGAAUGGUCUUGCGGGAGGUCUCAAUACCAUCGGAAUCAUAGGCACCAUCAUCAGUGCGCAGAUAGUGGAUCGCCUUGGACGACGAGCAUGUCUUAUGCUAGGAUCCGCAAUACUGUUCACCGUCGAACUAAUUGCCGGAGCUAUCUAUGAAACCUCGCGUCACCACCCCAACAAAGCAGCCCAGUACGCCCCCGGGGCAGUUGCAAUGCUCUUCCUCUUCAACCUAGGCUACGCCUCCACCUGGGGCACCGUCGCCUUCCUCAUCCCAACCGAAAUCUUCCCUUCGAGCCUCCGAGCCCAAGGAAACGGGUUCGGGAUUACCGGCUGGGCCAUCGGCGUCGGUAUGACGACUCUCGUCAACCCCAUCAUGUUCAACAAUAUCCAGAGUCGGAGUUACUUCUUGCUGGCGGGGUUGAAUCUGCUUUGGAUUCCCGUUGUGUACCUCUUCUACCCGGAGACUUGUAAUCGGUCGCUUGAGUCGAUUGAGGCGUUGUUCUCGACGACGAGUCCGUUUUCUUGGGAUAUGGAGGAGGCGUAUUGUUUGGGUGGGGAUGUGCUUGCGGAUCGGGAUGUUGGGGUUGUAGUUGGAAGUGAGGAUGAGUCCAAGGGAGGAGGAAGUCGGGUUUAG